This is a messenger RNA of Rhopilema esculentum, 951 nucleotides long. NCBI's taxonomy places the organism in Eukaryota, Metazoa, Cnidaria, Scyphozoa, Rhizostomeae, Rhizostomatidae. The record is from RefSeq and is a predicted model, not a curated record.
AUGCGGAUCUCAACCGGACAGCCACCCUCAAGCAGUCACACAGUAUCCAUCAACACAACAACAGUCUGCAAAGGUUGCUCAGCAACCACCUAUAACAUUGAAUUUGAUAACGAAGCAGGCAAAUAUGAAUGUCAAUUGCCAUUCAAAGACGAACAUUCGUCCAUCUCUGAUAAUUACGAUAUUGCUCAGAAACGUUUAAAUUCAUUAUUGAAUCGUUUGAAAAGAAAUCCUGAGACUUUGCAAGAUUCUAAUAACGUAAUUCAAGACCAAUUAAAUGCAGGUAUCAUUGAACAAGUUUCUCACAUUGACGAAUCUAAUGCAGGAAAUGUUUAUUAUAACCCGCAUAGAGAUGUUAUUAGCGCUGAUCGGCCAACAGCAAAAUUGCAAGUUGUUUAUGAUGCGAGCAGUAAAAGUAAAAACGAGACUAGCUUGAACGAACAUUUUGAUUCUGGGCCAAAUUUAGUGCCCUUGGUUUUCGACAUCUUAUUGCAAUUUUGCUCACAAAAGGCAGCCUUAAUUGGAGAUUUAGAGAAAGCGUUCCUAAAUAUCAUUAUCCACCCUAGUCAUGGAGAGUAUCUCCACUUCCUUCGGUAUGACGAUGUUUUUGUAGAUAAUCCAACACUAAAAACAUUUCGAUUUACGCGGCUUGUAUUUGGCCUAACAGGAUCUCUGUGUGUACUAAAUGCCACAAUUGGACACCAUUUGAACAAAUAUCGUCAAAUGUAUCUUGAGUUUAUUUCGACAGUCAAAAAUCCCUUAUACAUCCACGAUUUUGCAUCUUCACAAAAUUCUGAAGAACAGUGUUUUGAACUAUGUCGAAAACUCAAAACAAUUUUCGCAGAAGGAGGCUUUAACAUGCGCAAAUGGGCUUCUAAUAACAAAUUGCUAAUAUCUCGCAUCGAAGAAGCCGAAAAACAGAAACUCGAAAAAGAAAACAAAUUCGCAACAUAA